AUGUCUGAUCAAAUCAAUCAUCCAAAAAAGUACAGUGAAUUAAGAAAUAUCUUCAAAUACUACAUCGAUUCAUACACUACAUUGUACCAACUAAAAACGGAAAAUACAGAAGAAUUAAACUCUAUUUACAAAAUGAUCAAAACAGAAUUGAUUGAUUCAAAUAAAUAUCUCCCUAAAAUUAUUAUAAAAGACAUUUUAAAUAUCAUUCCGUAUAAUAAUCGCUAUACAAAGUCAUAUUUAUCUCUUGCCAAGCUAAUAUAUGAUGAUUAUAAUGUCUGUGAGGUCAAUAAUGUUGAAGAUGUUUCAAAUUUCCUUUUUUAUAAAGAAUAUGGAAUUAAAUUAAACAAGAUUUAUGAUUUCGGAAAAAUUCAAUCAGAAAAUCUCGAAAUUCUUACAGAAGAUACAAUUUACAGAGCAAUUAUGUAUAAUGACCUAAAAAAACUCAUUUCAUUCACGGAUAUAAAAGGAUUUAAAGAUAUGGAAAAACUUCAAAGCAGCUUAUAUCCAUAUCCUGAAUUUGGAUAUUCAUAUCUUGAAUUAUGUUGUUACUACGGGGCAGUAGAUUGUUUCAAGUUUUUAAUAACGAAAUUUUACGCUCAAAUUAGUUUAAGAUGCUUAUAUCUUUCAUUUUUAGGAAAAAAUCCAGAGAUAAUGAGCGAAUGUUUGAAACAUUAUAAACCAGAUGAUUAUUGCAUGAUGUAUGCAAUAAUUUCGCAUAACAUUGAUUUUGUUACAUUUUUGAUGAAUGAAUACGAUAUUCAAAUCGAUUUAAGAGAUUGUGGAAUAUAUAAAAAUCUUGAUUCAUUCUUAGUUUAUUUGGAUCAAACUAAUGCUAUUAAGACUUGCUUUGUUAAUUCCGCUAGAUUCAAUAUCCCAUCCUUUUGCGAAUAUUUCCUUUCACUUGGUGUAAAGGUCAACGUAAAAAUUGAAGGCGGACUAACAGCUCUUCAUAUUGCAGCAUGGGAAAAUUGUAAAGAAACAGUCGAAUUUCUUUUUUUACAUGGCGCAAAGAUCAAAGAAAAAGAAGAUGCUGGAAGAACCGCUCUACAUCUUGCAGCACGCAAACAGAGUAAAGAAACAGUAGAAUUCCUUAUUUCACAUGGCAUAAAUAUCAAUGAAAAAACUAAUGUUGGGGAUACCGCUCUUCACGUUGCAGCAGUAAACAAUCGUAAAGAAAUAGCUGAAAUUCUUAUUUCGAAUGGAAUAAAGAUCAAUGAGAAAAAUGAUUUCAAUCGAACCGCUCUUCAUUAUACAGCAUCUGAAAAAAGUAAAGAAACAGCUGAACUCCUUAUUUCACAUCAUGCAAAGGUCAAUGAAAAAGAUCUAAAUGGAAAAACCCCUCUUCAUUAUGCAGCUCAAGAAAAUGAUAAAGAAAUAGUUGAGAUUCUAAUUUCACAUGGUGCAAAUAUCAAUGAAAUAGAUAUUUAUGGAUAUACUGCUCUUAGUAUUGCUAAAUAUAGAGGUUUUAAAGAAAUGGCCGAACUUCUUCUUUCACAUGGUGCUGAUAUCAAUGUCAAAAGAAAAAGUAGUUCCUCAAAAUGCAACAUUUUUUAA
Molecule: messenger RNA, 1554 nt
Organism: Trichomonas vaginalis G3
Lineage: Eukaryota; Parabasalia; Trichomonadida; Trichomonadidae
Product: spectrin binding
Exons: 1
Coding region: 1-1554 (517 amino acids)
Molecular function (GO): protein binding
Source: RefSeq, a predicted model, not a curated record